AUGUCGGCGGUACCUCCAACCUUGAUCAAUCUGCCUCCCCCGGACAUGGACGCUCUGACGCCCUCCGAUGCCCCUGGCACUCCCAAUUCUACCACUACCUCCAUGUCGGAGCUAUCCACAGUUGCUAUCAAGGACGGUCAUCGAGGCCAUCUGCCUCACUCGCAUCAUUCACAAGCUGGUCCCACCUCGGGUACUUUGGAUGCUGAACGAGCCGACCGCAUCUCACGCCUUGCGGGCCUCGAGCGUGUCACGACUGCUCGUAAUCCCACCCCUACCUCCAACUUGACUCCCGGCAUCGCCGCUCCGCAUUCGACCGCCGUCAGUGGCUACUUCGAUUCACAGGGAAACCCCGUCAUGGGCCGCGAACGUAGCACUGUUGGUUCCGCUUCGGCAACUGGUAGCGUCGGCGGCCGCACUACCUGGGCCAGUGGAAGCGAUGUCUUCGACCACGACAAGAUGAGCGAAAGCCAGGACACGGAUAUGGAUACUUCAAGCCUUGGUGCAGCUUCCGAAACAAACAGCCUCGUUGGCUUUGGAGAAGGUGCUCGCACCCCUGCGCGCCACAGUGCCGUCGGUAGUCCCAGCGUAGCAAAGAACACUCCCACAGCAUCGGCUCUGCCCCAGCCCUUCCAAAGGGACGCCAGCCUGACUCCUGUCAGUGCUCAGGCCCAGUCAGAACAACACGACCUUCACAUGAUCGACCGCAGAACUCUCGACAGUGGUGCUGAGACUGCUGAGCGCAUCAUGCGUGAACGUCUUGGUCCAGACGGUGGUCACAGAGCUCUCGAGUCGCCCGAUUCUUCUCGCGGUCCGGGACGUGACUUGGGUAAAUUUUAUUUCGAGUCUGGCAAAUGA
This is a messenger RNA of Aureobasidium subglaciale EXF-2481, 855 nucleotides long. RefSeq lists its product as uncharacterized. Lineage: Eukaryota; Fungi; Ascomycota; Dothideomycetes; Dothideales; Saccotheciaceae. Bases 1 to 855 code for a protein of 284 amino acids. The record is from RefSeq and is a predicted model, not a curated record. The transcript is spliced from 2 exons.